Naegleria lovaniensis is the source of this 534-nucleotide messenger RNA. RefSeq lists its product as uncharacterized. Gene Ontology annotation, molecular function: RNA binding; structural constituent of ribosome. The record is from RefSeq and is a predicted model, not a curated record. Gene Ontology annotation, cellular component: cytosolic large ribosomal subunit; ribosome. The transcript has 2 exons. Lineage: Eukaryota; Heterolobosea; Eutetramitea; Acrasida; Naegleriidae. Gene Ontology annotation, biological process: translation. Bases 1 to 534 code for a protein of 177 amino acids.
AUGCCAAAAGAAGUCAAGCAAAAGAAGGACAAUCCUAUGAGAAAGGUCCAAAUUCAAAAGCUCUGUUUGAACAUUUCUCCUGGUGAAGGUGGUGACCGUUUACAAAAGGCUGCAAGAGUGUUGCAAGACUUAACCGGUCAAGUUCCAGUCUAUCACAAGGCUCGUUUGACCAUCCGUUCAUUCGGUAUCAGAAGAAAUGAAAAGAUUGCCGUCAGCGUUACUGUUCGUGGUGAAAAGGCCUACGAAUUGUUGGAACGUGCUUUGAGAGUUAAGGACUUCGAAUUGAGAAAUAAGAACUUCUCUGAUGCAGGAAACUUUGGCUUCGGUAUUCAAGAACACAUCGAUCUCGGAUUGAAGUAUGAUCCUAACAUUGGUAUCUUUGGUAUGGAUAUUUUCGCAGUUUUGGGUCGUCCAGGUUUGAGAGUGUCAAAGAAGAAGAGAUCUCCAGGAAAGGUUGGCGUUCAACACAGAUUGACUUCUAAGGAUGCCAAGGCUUGGUUUGUCGACAACUUCAAGGGUACCAUCCUCAACUAA